Messenger RNA from Psammomys obesus (fat sand rat), 1698 nucleotides. It is a transcript of the gene Ankrd66, whose product is annotated as ankyrin repeat domain 66. Bases 67 to 645 code for a protein of 192 amino acids. Gene Ontology annotation, molecular function: protein binding. The transcript is spliced from 4 exons. NCBI's taxonomy places the organism in Eukaryota, Metazoa, Chordata, Mammalia, Rodentia, Muridae. The record is from RefSeq and is a predicted model, not a curated record.
UAUACUAACACUCCAGCCAACUAAGGUGGCCUGCCGCACAGAGUUCCUUGGAAAGACAAUUCUGUCAUGGAAUUGUCAAAGAUGUCAGACAUGACAAAGCUCCACCAGGCUGUGGCUGCAGGGGACUGCAAUUCAGUGAAGAAAAUUUUGAAGAAAGGUCUCUGUGAUCCAAACUACAAGGAUGUGGACUGGAAUGACAGGACCCCACUUCACUGGGCGGCCAUCAGAGGGCAAAUGGAGGUGCUACAUCUCCUGAUACAAUAUGGAGCCAGACCCUGCUUGGUGACUGAUGUGGGCUGGACCGCAGCUCACUUUGCAGCUGAGUCAGGCCAUCUGAACGUACUCAAAACUCUCCAUGAACUGUAUGCUGCCGUUGACGCUGCUGACUUCUUUGGAGACACACCCAAGAGGAUUGCACAGAUCUACGGGCAGAAAGCCUGUGUGGACUUCCUGGAAAAGGCAGAACCGGAAUGCCGGGACCGCCGCCAGAGAGGGCUAUUGCUCGAUGAGCAGGAUCCGGAUUGGGACCUCAAGAAAAGAGAACUAGAGCUGUCUCUUCCAGCUCCAGGUCAAAACACCAACAAAAAGAAGAAGAGAAUCCGAGGCUCCACCAGGGUCAGCCAUCCCAAGGCCUGGAAGAUAUGAGAAAGCGGGGACCCAGGACACAGGCUCAAGCAGGCCUAGCCUGGAACCGGACUUCCUGUCUCACAAGAUUUGACUCAGCCGCCUUUACCCAGGCUUCUACAGAAAGUCACGGCCAGCCACUGAGCUGGAAAGUAUUGCCAGAGUGUCCUCUUAGAAAGGCCGAUGUCUCUCUUCGCGAAAACCUGAUGACCCGAAGGGGACGCGUCAGCUUACAGCUGCUUGCGUUUUGUUUUUAGUGAUUUGCAGUGUCAGCAUGCUCUACAUCUCACCCCACCAACACACACACACACACACACACACACACACACACACACACACACAAUGUUUGAGAUCAAAGAAAGAGCUCUUCCGAAGAAAUUAAUUUGACUAGAGCAAAAAAGAAAAAAGAAAGAAAUAAAAAGGAAAUGAAAACAAAUUCUAAAAUCUUCCCAACAUGACAUUCUAUCUAUGAAUAAAAUAUUUUUUGUCACAAAAACUAAACAACAAAAACGUGAGCCAAUUCAGUCUUUUGUUGUUUGUUUGUUUGGUUUUUCGAGACAGGGUUUCUCUGUGUAGCCUUGGCUGUCCUGGACUCACUUUGUAGACCAGGCUGGCCUCGAACUCACAGUGACCCCCCUGCCUCUGCCUGUGUGUGACUGGCUCACUUUUUUUUUUUUUUUUUUCCUUUUGGGAGCCCACAGUCCUAGCACUGAUGAUUUUACCCAUGAUCACAUCCUCCCAUGAACAAUGGUCUGGGCAAUGCAGCCUCUCGCUGAGAGACAGCAAAUGAAAAGCCGGACAUAAAGGGACUCUGCCCCGCAUAAAGGGCAUCAGCAGAAAACGGUGGAAUGUGGGCUUGUCGGUCUGGUUUUACAAUGAUGGAUUUUACAAGUUAGAUCAGAUACUACAAGAAAAAUAGAGCACCUAAACUGAGACACAAAUACGGAUUGAAGUGUUGAAAAGAAAUGUUAAACAAAGAAAAUGUUAAACGCCUCAUUAGCUGCUUUUAAUAUUGAUUUGCUGAAAUAUCUCAGAUGUUUCAGUGCUAAGUAAAAUAUACUAUUAAAAGCAAUU